Molecule: messenger RNA, 405 nt
Organism: Peronospora matthiolae
Lineage: Eukaryota; Oomycota; Peronosporomycetes; Peronosporales; Peronosporaceae
Source: the annotation of a GenBank genome assembly
AUGCGACUAGAAGCGUUCAGCGACGCCGACUUUGCCGCCGACAAUACGGACCGGAAAUCAAUGACGGGCGGCAUCGUGAUGCUGAACGGGAUGGCCGUCAGCUGGGGUGCGCGGAAGCAGGGAGACGUCUCCCUGUCGACGAUAGAGGCGGAACUUGUCGCGGCGAUUCAAGUCGCAUGCGAGCUAGUCGGCCUGCGCGAGAUGUUGUGCGAAGUGGGCAUCGCGGGAGAGACAUCGUCGCUGAAGGCAAUACAUGUGGAUGUGCGCCUUAAGCUCCAUUGCGACUACUCGCGUCGCGGUAUCAUCACGGCGAGCUAUGUCAGAUCGAAGCAGAUUCUCGCAGACCUCUUCACGAAGGCGUUGGACGAAGCUCUCGACAUGCGCGCACUCGUGCGCAUUUGUUAA